UUGAAUCCUUGCCGCCUAUUUUGCAGGUCGUAUACCCUUGUCGAGAGCCAUAGACCAAGUACUUAGUCCAUCCCGAUGUCGCUCCUCAUCCUCUCCAGCUCCGAUGUCGAGCAAAUCACCUCCAACUUCCCCAUCUCACUCUUACAAUCCCUCAUGGCCCAAGUCUUCCACACACUCUCUUCAUCCUCCGACUCCUCUGAUCCAUCAGAAAAGAGUAUCGACACACCCCAUCGCACCACGAUCGCCAUGUCCUCGCACCACGCGCUCUUCAUGCCCUCACGUAUCGCCUCACUCGGGACUACGAUAAAAGUGGUCUCAGUGCCUACGAAUCCGAAGGAUACGAGGGGAUUACCGGCGAGUACUUUCGUUAUGGAUGAGGAGACGGGACGGGUGAAGGCGGUGGUCAAUGCGGGGGGGUUGACGGCUGUAAGGACUGCGGCUGGGUCGCUGCUCGCUACUACGCUUUUGUAUCCGACAGAUGUGUACAAGCCCACGAAUGUCGUAGCGUAUGGCGCUGGUCAACAGAUCAAAGCACACGUUGAUCUACUGCUCAAGACAUACACUUCCAUCACGAACGUCACAAUCGUCAACCGGACACAAAACUCACGGCUCGCAUCCCUCGUGUCAUGGCUACACAUCCAACAUCCAAACGUCUCGUUCACUUGCUCCUUCAUUUCCACAAACGUCGAUUCAUUAACAACAUCGUCUGCUUCGCUCGCCGUAGCUCCAUCGUCCGAUCUCCCAAAAAUUCUGAAAGAAGCAAAUAUCAUCGUGACGGCCACAUCCUCUACGACUCCACUCUUCCCAUCAGUCCAUGUCUCUAGCGGGACGCAUAUCAUCCUAGUCGGAAGCUACAAACCCACAAUGCACGAGAUCGAUACCGAGCUCGUUCACCGAGCUCACGGAGCCAUCGUCGUCGACUCUCGCGAAGCGUGUUUCGUCGAGGCCGGAGAAUUUAUCGACGCGGGGGUCACGACUCAGGAGAACGGCGUGGUCGAGGUCGGAGCGCUCGUGCGUUCGAUAGAGGGGCUCGGACGGAGCGGUGGCGAGUGGGCAUGGGAAAGAGAUGGGGAGAGGUGCGAGGCGUUGAGGAAGAAGGGGGAUGUAACGAUUUGGAAGUCUGUGGGUGUGGGCGCGCAGGAUGUCGCGAUUGCGGCGGCUGUGGUGAAGAGGGCGGAGGAGACGAAUGUUGGGACGGUCGUAGAUGGGUACGAUCUUUGAUUCUGAAAGUACUUGUGUGGCACCUUGAUGGGUGGCGAGGAUAGGGGCUAAUGAGCUACGCCGCGCACCGCCCAAAGAAAAGAUUCGGGUUAUGCAUAUGGGAGAGAAUAAAGACGAGUUAGUUUCCG
Stereum hirsutum FP-91666 SS1 is the source of this 1349-nucleotide messenger RNA. RefSeq names its product NAD-P-binding protein. Gene Ontology annotation, cellular component: cytoplasm. Bases 76 to 1221 code for a protein of 381 amino acids. NCBI's taxonomy places the organism in Eukaryota, Fungi, Basidiomycota, Agaricomycetes, Russulales, Stereaceae. The record is from RefSeq and is a predicted model, not a curated record. The transcript has 2 exons.